Gilbertella persicaria is the source of this 615-nucleotide messenger RNA. RefSeq lists its product as uncharacterized. Lineage: Eukaryota; Fungi; Mucoromycota; Mucoromycetes; Mucorales; Choanephoraceae. The record is from RefSeq and is a predicted model, not a curated record. Bases 1 to 615 code for a protein of 204 amino acids. The transcript has 3 exons.
AUGCUGACCAAACAGAGUAUCGAUCCUUUUAUUGACAAUCACGAUACCAAGAAAUUGGAUCCUUUGGUUGUCUUUGUCCAUUUCUUGAGUUCUGGUCAGCAAAACAUAAUCAUUAUUGACCGAUGGGACGACCCAACUAAUCCAAAACUGUACUUUGUCACAAUGGAAAUGGUCAAAAAUGACAUAAAAACAGAGAAUGAUAAAGUCGAAGCGUUACAAACGAUUUGUCAAGCAACACAAAAUCAAUUUGAGAAAAUAAUGACGACCGUUUUCGACAACCCCAGCCGAGCGCAUCAAUACGCAGAAGCAGGACAACACUAUAACGCAAGUCUUGAACUUCCUAAAGACUUUGACGGCGCUUCUAGUUCUAUAAAUUCCAAAUACAAAGAUUUGAUUGCAUUCAUCGAUGCUUGGGAGCAGAAUAACAAAGGUCGAAUGAAUUGGUCUGCCUGUUGGGAAGAUGGAAAGAAAAAAGGACAAGCAGAAACAGAGAAGAAAAUGUUGGUGUUUGAAAUAUCCAGCCCUUCUCCUACAAGACAUUUGAUGCUUAUCAUGUCCAAAGAUGCUCUCUUUGGACUCAAGAGCUUCCAAGGUUAUGAUAACUUCUACUUGUAA